Molecule: messenger RNA, 2820 nt
Organism: Nerophis lumbriciformis (worm pipefish)
Lineage: Eukaryota; Metazoa; Chordata; Actinopteri; Syngnathiformes; Syngnathidae
Source: RefSeq, a predicted model, not a curated record
AUGGCCGGGGGCAGAGAGCGCACUGGCCGGACCCAGAGGCCGUGGUCGGUCUAUCGGGCAAACACAUUCCAGUUGUCUAGUGAGAUAAUGGGCUUGGCCCUAGCAGGAAAUAGUCAAGACCCAGAUGAACCUGUACUCGAGUUCAGCAUUGCCUGCACAGACCUGCUGAAUCUCGGGGUGGAUCGGAAACCAAAUACCUUUGUAGCAGUGAGCUGUACGACACCACCACAGGCCUUCUGGACUAAACACGCCCAGACAGAAGUCAUAGAGGGUACUAGCAACCCCAUCUUCCUCAGCAGCAUCGCCUUCUUCCAGGAUUCUCACAUUAACCAUCAGACACAGAUUAAACUGGCUGUCUACGAUGUGAAGGACCGCUCCCAGGGCACGAUGUACAUGAUGGGCUCAGCUCUUUUCCCUGUAAAAGAGAUGUUGCAGGACAAAGACCACAGAUUAGAGAUGGAACUCCGGUCAGCAGAGAACAAGCGGGUAGGAAACAUCUCUGUUUCUGCGUGGCAGAUGGAAGAAAAAGUAGAUCAGAGACUUGUGGUCGGCCGUCUUCCAGAUAACAUCAAUGGCCGAACAGUGCUGCCGGUGGAUGAGAGUCUAACAGAGGCGAUGGGAGUACGGAUCAAGUACGCAUCGCUGUGCAGAGACACCCUUCUGCGUGCAGUAUUUGGAGGCACAAUGUCCAGGAUGUACCGCUUUCCAACCACUGAUGCCAACCACCUGCGGGUGCUCGAGCAGAUGGCUGAGAGCAUCCUGUCCCUGAACAUCCCCAAACAGUUUGUUAAAUUAUUGCUGGAGGAGGACGCAGCCCGGGUGGCUGAGCUAGAGGAACUGGGAGAGUUGUCACCCUGCUGGGAGAGCUUACGACGACAGAUCGUUUCACAUUACCAAACAGUUCUUGUCUCGUAUCAGGAAACUCUGUCUGACCUGACUGAAUAUAAAGGUCCAUCAUUCAAAGCAAGCAGCUUAAAGGCCGACAAGAAACUGGAGUUCUUGCCGACCAACCUGCACAUUCAGAGAAUGAGGGUCCAGGAUGAUUUGGGUGUCGAGCACACGUAUGACAUCAUCACUGUUGGAGCGCCAGCUGCACAUUGCCAAGGGUUUAAAAACGGUGGCCUGAGGAAACUCACUCAGAAGUUCGAGGAGGCAAAGAAACACGCAUAUGAGGAGGUUUGCGCCCUCUCCAGCUCCCAGUCUAUCGUCUUCAUUCCUCAGGAUGUGGUUAGAGCCAAAGAGAUCAUCGCCCACAUCAACACCCUGAAGACACAAGUCAACUACUAUGCAGAGAGGCUUUCCAGAGCUGCGAAGGACCGGUCUGCUAGUGGACUGGAAAGGACACUUGCCACACUGGCAGAUAAGACUCGUCAGCUGGUGACCGUAUGCGACUGCAAGUUGCUUGCUUCAGCCAUUCAGGCCCUGAAUGCAGCACGGCCCGAAUACAUCGCUUCAAAAUUGUCUCCCUCCGCCGAUUCAGAUCAAGUCGUCCUCCGUAAUGACCAGGACACACUUCUUGCUAAGUGGAGUGGCAGUAGCAGUCGAUCAUCACUGCAUGUAGACUGGCAUGAGGAGGCGUGGGAGAAAGUGUGGCUGAAUGUGGACAAGUCUCUAGAGUGCAUCAUCCAGCGUGUAGACAAGCUGCUCCAGAAAGAAAGGAAGCCAGACAACACAGUUCAAGACCGAGUAGACACAGAACUACAGGGCACUUGCAUUAAGAAGGGUGGAAGCCCCAAUGUAGAGGAAGCAUAUCCAGGAGAGUGGAGUGAAGCGCUAUACCCCCUCCUAACCACGCUUACUGACUGUGUUGCCAUGAUGGGUGACAAGGCAAAAAAGUCUAUGGUCUUUCUGCUGAUGCAAGACAUUGCCCCGACCAUCGCCAUGGACGUAUCCCUGCAGUACCGUCGUGACGUUGUAUUCUGCCAGACUCUCACCGCUCUGGUCUGCGGCUUCAUUGUCAAACUGAGGAACUGCCUACGUGACAAUGGAUUCCUCAGGCAACUUUACACCAUCGGCUUGCUCGCUCAGUUUGAGUCCCUGCUCAGCACCUACGGAGAGGAGCUGGCCAUGCUGGAGGACAUGAGCGUCGGCAUCAUGGAUCUGCGAAAUGUUACCUUUAAGGUCACACAGGCGACGGGCAGCACACCCAUCGAUAUGCUGCCAAUCAUCACGGGCAACCGGGACGGCUUUAAUGUCCGCAUCCCUUUGCCGGGAACCAUGUUUGACGCAUUGCCACGGGAGAUCCAGAGCGGCAUGUUGCUGAGGGUCCAGCCGGUGCACUUCAACGUUGGGAUCAAUGAGCAGCAGACGCUGGCGGAGAAAUUUGGAGACACGUCCCUUCAGGAGCUCAUCAACAUGGAGAGUUGGACGAGACUCAAUUCUUACUUUGAACAGUUUAAAGAAGUCCUUCCUGAGGACUGCCUCCCGAGGUCUCGAUCUCAGACGUGUCUUCCCGAGCUACUCAGGUUUUUGGGAAAGAAUGUGGAGGCGAGGAAAAACAAGAACGUGGACAUCCUUUGGCAGUCAGCUGAGAUCUGUCGCCGGCUUAAUGGAGUUCGUUUCACCAGCUGUAAAAGCGCCAAAGAUCGGACGGCCAUGUCAGUUACCCUGGAGCAAUGCUUGAUCCUGCAGCAUGAACACGGCAUGGCACCACAGGUGUUCACGCAAGCACUCGACUGUAUGCGCAGUGAGGGGUGCAGACGGGAGAACACUGUGAAGAAUGUGGGCUCGAGAAAGUACGCCUUCAACUCCCUGCAGCUCAAAGCUUUCCCGAGACACUACCGGCCGCCCGACGGCACAUACGGGAAAGUAGAAACCUGA